CGCGCGCUCUUCAGCUAUCCCGUCAUCAAGCCGUGCACGCUAGGAAUCGUGAACGCGCUCCGGAGUAGCUCAGUUGCGCGCACAUGCGUUCCUUCAGCUAGCUGUUUUAGGAGUGUGAUAAACUCGCACAUAUCACAAAAUGGCGGAUUCCGAUUCGUGGGACGCGGACAACUUCGAGCCGAAUGAACCGAUAAAAAAGGCGGCGGGACUGCAGGACCGGUGGGAGGGAGAAGACGAGGAAGACGACGUCAAGGAUAACUGGGAUGAUGAAGAAGAGGAAGAAAAGAAGGUGGAGGAGACAAAAACAGAGGUCAAAGUUCCAGUGAAGAAAAAACUGGGCACUAAAAUCAAAGAGAAAGAAAAUGAAAAGGAGAAAAAACAAGAGGAGCUGAGGAAAAGGUUACAAGAGACUGAGACCGAGGCUGAGUCCCAGCUCACACCUGAAGAGCUGGCAGCCGAGAAACUGCGUGUGCAGAAGCUGCAGGAGGAGUCGGACAUGGCGCUCGCAUGUGAAGCGUUCGGUGUUGACACGACUACCACAAAUAGUGCCUCGGGAAUUGAAGCCAUGUGUCCAUCGACUAAGGAAGAUUUUGUAGUUUUUGAGAGAUCACUGAGAGAUAAGAUUACACAGUUUGAAAAAUCUGUGCAUUAUUCAAGCUUUUUGGAGUCGCUGUUUCGGGAGCUCUGUAUUUCACUGGAAUUAGACGAUUUAAAGAAAAUCAACAAUUCCCUGUCAGUUCUUCUCACUGAAAAGCAAAAGCAGGAAAAGGAAAAAGCCAAAGGUACUAAGAAGAAAAAGAAAACCGUCCUUGCCGGCGGCGGUUUAAAGGCCAAAAUGAAAGACGAUUUUGGCGAUUACGGCGAAUUUGACGGAAACUACAACGAUUACGAGGACUUCAUGUGACGAAGGCUGAAUCGCACUCCCUGUCCACCCAACCACGCCUACCCCCCCCUCAAGACAUGCAGCAUCCCCCCCACCCUCGUCUCUCAUUUUCUCUCAUCAGUGCCAUCCUGGAGUAAACUGAACACUGUGUCAAACCUUUGACUUUUUUUUUUGCUUCGGUGGUCAAAAACAACUCUUAGUGAAGCUGCUAUCACCAAAAUUGCCAUUUGGUGACAAAAGGAAGAUCUAUCAAAUUGCCUUGUAUUUACAACUCUGCCUCUGAUAAAGACUUUAGGAUGUGAGACAUCUUUGCACAAAGUGUCUUCUCCAAUUGGCCAACAUAAGAAACUAAUAAUCAUAAUGCCUUAUACGAAAUAUGACAGAAAACAUGUUUAUUUUGGUUGAAAUACUGAAAUAGCUGAUGCUGUUAACCUCUGUGCAAUUUUAUUUACAUAGAAACAAGUGAUAUUCUAUGCAAAGUAAUUGUAUACAGAAUGUCUAGGUUUAAAGAAAAACAUGGAUAUUUUCUUCUUGUGGCUAUUUCCACAGCAUUAUAUCGAUAGGUCUGAUUGCCAGUUGUCAGCAACAUCAGAUGCACAUAACUCAACAACUAUUUUUUUUUCCUUGACAUGUCAGUGCAUUUACAGCAGACACUACAUAAGGAACACUGUUGGUAGGUACACUUUCUUUUCCUUAAAAUGAUGAUGGAAAAGCAGAAAAACGUAAGUACAAUUUCAAAGCAGCAUUUUUUUUGCUAUUGAAUUGUUCCGAAAACUAUUCAUUUUUUUUCUCUUUCUUUCCAUUCAAAUGUUUACUUUGCUCUAAUGCUGGUAGAGUUCAAUUUCUAGUGCAGGACUGUGGGACUUCUGUUGUAGCUUCUGCAGGCUUGAAUCAGGGAGGAGGAAGAUGGAACAGAUAAACAUGUUUGCUCUCAAUCAAUAUUUGAGGUUUUCCUUUUGUUUUGGUGUUUUUUACCCCGCUAACCAUUUGGGGGGAAAAAAAAAUGCUUCACAAAUAAUGUUUUAAAAAAAGUGGUCAAUGACAAGACUCCACAGUGUUUUUUUUUAAGGAUGUAAUUUAAUAAAAAUGAUUGGUCGAAA
Messenger RNA from Hemibagrus wyckioides, 1983 nucleotides. It is a transcript of the gene eif3jb, whose product is annotated as eukaryotic translation initiation factor 3, subunit Jb. Gene Ontology annotation, molecular function: translation initiation factor activity. Gene Ontology annotation, cellular component: cytoplasm; eukaryotic translation initiation factor 3 complex. Bases 140 to 904 code for a protein of 254 amino acids. The record is from RefSeq and is a predicted model, not a curated record. Lineage: Eukaryota; Metazoa; Chordata; Actinopteri; Siluriformes; Bagridae. The transcript is spliced from 8 exons.